Molecule: messenger RNA, 756 nt
Organism: Penicillium paradoxum
Lineage: Eukaryota; Fungi; Ascomycota; Eurotiomycetes; Eurotiales; Aspergillaceae
Product: synaptobrevin family protein
Exons: 2
Coding region: 1-756 (251 amino acids)
Biological process (GO): vesicle-mediated transport
Cellular component (GO): membrane
Source: RefSeq, a predicted model, not a curated record
AUGGCUUCAUCCUCAAAGACGAGCUCGUUGCUCUACUCUUGCAUCGCUCAUCGCACUACCAUUCUGGCUGAACACUCCUCGCCAGGCGCCUCAUCGACCUCCGCCUCGUCGCUAGCCUCCGUCAUCCUCCCAAAGAUCACUCACGAUAAACCCCAAAAGCUCACCUUCACUCAUGAGCGGCUAUUUAUCCACUACAUCGCCGACUCUCCAACGGGCAAUCAAUCCGACGAUGCCAACCGCUCAGAACCCAAUUCAUAUGCACCCCUGAGCUUUGUCGUCGUUGCAUCGGCUGAGCAAGGCCGCCGCAUCCCAUUCGCCUACCUGCUAGAGAUGAAGCGCAAGUUCCUUGCUACCUACCAACCAUCCACUACGGAUUUUUCCUCCUUCCCCGCAUACGGCUGCGCUGCCUUCAACAAUGAGCUGCGCUCUCUUCUGCAAACAUACAAUACUGCCCCGCCAGCUGACUCGCUCGCAUCGGCUCGUCGCGAGAUUGAUAGCGUCCGCGAUAUAAUGACUGAGAAUAUCGAGCGGGUCCUGGAGCGCGGUGAGCGCAUCGACCUGCUGGUGGACAAGACGGAUCGGCUUGGUGGGAGCGCGCAUGAUUUCCGGAUGCGCAGCCGGGGCUUGCGGCGCCGCAUGUGGUGGAAGAAUACCAAAUUGAUGAUCAUGAUGGUGAUCGUGGUCAUCUUCUUGCUUUAUCUCUUUAUUGGUAUGGGGUGUGGACUACCUGCGUGGGGAAAGUGCGUUGGACACUAG